Molecule: messenger RNA, 477 nt
Organism: Prorocentrum cordatum
Lineage: Eukaryota; Dinophyceae; Prorocentrales; Prorocentraceae
Source: the annotation of a GenBank genome assembly
AGGUCUACAACCUCCAGAACGAGAACGCGGUGACCUUCGACGGCAUCGCCAAGGCGGCGGCCAAGGCGAUGGGCAAGCCCGAGCCGAAGAUCGUGCACUACGACUCCAAGGCCAUGAAGGGGAAGCUGCCGGAGGGGAAGAAGGCGUUCCCGAUGCGCGAGCAGCACUUCUUCACAGGAAUUCACAAGGCCAUGCGCGACUUGGAGUGGGAGCCGAAGUACCCCACGACCGCGGACAUCUUCAAGGACGGCUACGAGAACGACUUCAAGCUGCUGAAGGAGUCUGGGGAGCUGAAGGUAGAUUUCGAGUGCGACGAUUGUAUCCUGAAAGAGACCGGUAACAUGGUCCCGCGGUGACAGGAUGCAUGUGCUUGGCGUGGGCUCCCGCCGCGCUGAGCGCCCGCCAGCGCCGCGACCAUCCAGUGCCUCUUGCACUCAUGGCCCGCUGCCGCCGACGUCUGGCGAGGAGGAGGAGGAG